Messenger RNA from Didymodactylos carnosus, 1179 nucleotides. NCBI's taxonomy places the organism in Eukaryota, Metazoa, Rotifera, Eurotatoria, Philodinida, Philodinidae. The record is from the annotation of a GenBank genome assembly.
UUUUUGUAUCCUUUUCUUGUCUAGGUGUAUGAAUUUGACAAAAUAGUAUACUAUGCUUUGUGUUAAGAUUUACACAGAGGCGAGAUGUUAACUGUGUUUCUUUUCUAAAGGAGAAACUUCAUCGGAUGAUGAUGAAGAACCAAUGGCCAGUGGUUUUGGUGAUGUUAGUAAAGAAUGCGCUGAGGGUAUUUUAGUUAAAUGGAAUGAUAUUUUAUCAAAAUGGAGAAAAGAUAAUAAUGAGAGACCACCAGAAUUACAAGCACUAAUUAUAAUAGUUUGGCAAUUAUUAGCCGGUAGUAUAGGAAAUGAAACUGAGAUGAUUAAUACAUACAGAUUAUUAUUGACAAAAAACUCAGCUUCUGAACGUAUAAUAUUAAAUGAUUUGAAUCGUACAUUUCCUGCACAUGAAUAUUUCAAAGAAGUUGGAGGAAUUGGUCAAGAGGCUCUGUAUAAUCUGAGUAAAGCUUAUUCUGUUCUUGAUGAAGAAGUUGGUUAUUGUCAAGGUUUAUCGUUUGUUAUUGCUACAUUGUUAAUACAUAUGCCUGAAGAACAAGCGUUUAUGUUGCUGUGCAAAAUAAUGCAAGAUAGCCGUUAUGAUUUACGACACAUGUAUCAAGCUAAUUUUGAAAAUUUACAAAUGAAAUUUCAUCAGUUACUUUGUCUCAUGAGGGUAUGUAUCCAACUGGAAAAGUAGAAGAUCCUGCGAUACUUUUUGCAUAACUUGAGAAUGCACUUGAGAAUAUUUCGGUUUGCGUUCACGGCAAGAUAGUUCAAAGCGUUUUAGAGCACGAAUCAAUUACGAUCUUCAUUUUUGGUUAGUCUUCACUACCUUAAACUUAAAACACAUAGGACAGCGGUUAUUGGUCAUAGUGAGUGAGAUGGUAAUAUCUGAUUUCGAAAAAAAGUCAUAUAUUCAAGCUCAGAUGAAUACUUACUUAUACGGAAUAAUUGAUUUUAGUCUAUUUCCAUCCGAAACUAAAGAAUUUAUAUUUCAUUCAAAAGUCAUCCGAAUCAUUUGAAAGCUUCAUGGUAUAUGUAGCUUGAUCAUAUAUAUCCUAACCACUUUUUGGGAUAGAAGCGGGGGGGGGGGGGGUGGGGGUGGGGGGGGGGGGGGGGGGGGGGGGGGGGGGGGGGGGGGGGGGGGGGGGGGGGGGGGGGGGGGGGGGGGGGGGGGGGGGG